AUGUGUUCAACGAUAAAAAGCAAAAUUGCAGCUUCUGUGUCUAAUUACAGUGUGAUUUCCCUUGAUGAAGAACAGAUUGCUGCAAAUCUUGUGAACAAUGGCCCUCUUGUAGAUGCUGUCAAUGCAGUUUAUAUGCAGACAUAUAUUGGUGGUGUCUCUUGUCCAUACAUAUCUGGGAAGCAUGGGGUUCUACUAGAGGUUAUGGUGAAGGUGCAUAUGCUCCCACUAUUUUUUUCAGGAAAAGCCUUACUCGAUCGUCAAGAAUUCAUGGGGAAGAACUUACCCAAGAGAACUGGGGAAAGAAUGGAUGCUACAAGAUCUGCAGAGGUCGAAAUGUAUGUGGAGCGAAUUCCAUGGGCUGAACUGUAG
Sphenostylis stenocarpa is the source of this 369-nucleotide messenger RNA. Lineage: Eukaryota; Viridiplantae; Streptophyta; Magnoliopsida; Fabales; Fabaceae. The record is from the annotation of a GenBank genome assembly.